Diaporthe batatas is the source of this 3827-nucleotide messenger RNA. RefSeq lists its product as uncharacterized. The transcript has 2 exons. The coding region runs from base 621 to 3827 and encodes 1068 amino acids. Gene Ontology annotation, molecular function: phosphopantetheine binding. NCBI's taxonomy places the organism in Eukaryota, Fungi, Ascomycota, Sordariomycetes, Diaporthales, Diaporthaceae. The record is from RefSeq and is a predicted model, not a curated record.
AAGGAUGAACAAGCUUUGCGGCGCAUUGUGACGCAUGGCGCCCGCAUGGCUUUUCCCUCCUGACGGCUCAGCUCAAGGUUCAUCGCUGCGUGACUCGCGCCUUGGGGAUCGAUCUCGUGCUCCUGGCUUGGAGCGCGAGCUGGGGGACAAAUGGGGCAAGGCGUGCAUGUGCUGGGAUGGCCGGUCCGGAGGUUUUACACGGCUGACGGAGACAAUUGUGGACCACUCUUGCAGCUGUCUUCGGUCACGGACUCGUCAAUGAUACCUACCUCUGUACGUACGGAUAUCGGCGUUGGGACGCCACUGUCAGGGGAAGCAUGAAGAGCAACAAUCAUGCGUCUUCCAAGAUUUAGCCGAGAGGGUGGUCCGCGCUGGACAGACUUCGAGGAUAAAAGUCGGCCACCUACCUCCUCAUGGACAAUUGUGGAGUUUCAAUACACGUCUUCAACACUCGACUCUUACCUGAACACAUUUCAAUCUAAACAGCUUUGACCUGAACAGUUCACAAUCAAAAGAGCUACAACAAAGAUUUCUCGGAUUGAAACGGCAAUCUGACUGAUACCCGAGCAAUAUUUUCGACAGAACUACACGAUACACUCAGAUCUACGAAUCCACCUGACAUGGGAUCAGUUGCCAACUUGAGCUCCACACCUUACGGCAGACGUCUACUGCCAACACUUAUCGACGAGGUCUCCAGCCAAGACCCGAACCGAGAAUGCUUCCAGAUCCCGCGCUCUUCGGAGCCAUCCGACGGAUGGCGUGUCCUCACAUGGAAGGACAUGGCCAACGCGGUCAAUCAUUGUGCACACAGAAUUAUCGAGGUUUGCGGCACGCCUGAGAAGGACACCUUCCCGACCAUAGCCUAUCUUGGCCCCAACGAUGUGCGGUACAUCGUGAUCAUGAUCGCAGCUGUGAAGGCUGGAUAUGCGGCCCUUUUCAUCUCUCCGAGAAACUCCAAAGAGGGCCAGCUGAACCUCUUUGACAAGACAAACUGCAAGACUCUAGCCUUCGCUGGCACACAAAAGCAGAGUGUGCAGCCACUGCUGGCGGAGCGGGAAAUGCAGGCAGUCGAGGUCAGCCCGCUGGAGGCCUGGUUCCCAGAGGAGCAGGUCCCCCACUUCCCGUACACGAAGACCUUCGACGAAGCCGAGUGGGACCCCAUGCUCGUCCUCCACACGAGCGGUAGCACCGGCCUUCCAAAGCCCAUUGUCGUGCGGCAGGGAAUGUGGAAUGCCAUUGACGGCUUCCACGACUUGCCGCUCUGGGAGGGCAAGAAAGUCUCCUACCGCGAAUGGGCAGACCGCUCGAAGCGGCAUUUUGCCCCCAUGCCACUUUUCCACAUGGCCGGUCUCAUGUGUGCGGUCUCGAUGCCCCUAUUCUGGGAUUCCCCGGUGUGCUUGGGCAUCGCGGAGCGCCCACUGUCCGCCGACCUGGUAAUAGAGUGCCUGGACAACAUGGAAGUACAGUCCGCGGCCCUGCCACCAGCGAUUAUCGAGGAAAUGACCCAGUCAGAAGAGGGCUUGCGGGCACUGACAAAGCUGAAUAUUGUUGCAUUCGGCGGUGGAAACCUGGCUCUUCAGGCAGGGAACAGGAUAACCAGGCGAGGCACCAGCAUCAUGAAUUCGAUCGGCACCACCGAGUUCGCCCCGUUCCCAACGUACGCACCAGAUGACCCGGAUCUGUGGCAGUACUUUAUCUAUGUCCCUGAGAUCAUGGGCUGCGAGUUCCGGAAGCAGGGUGACGAGGAGGUCUACGAGAUGGUCUUUGUGCGACAAAAGGGCAACGAGCAUCCCCACCCUGGUCUUCAGGGUAUCUUUUACACUUUCCCCGAUCUAAAUGAGUGGAGUACUCGCGACUUAUACCGCCCCCAUCCCACCGAACCGAACCACUGGAUCUAUCACGGCCGAGCGGACAACAUCAUCGUCUUCAGCAAUGGUGAGAAGCUGAACCCGGUCACCAUCGAGGAAAUUGUCAGUGAGCACCCAAGCCUGAAGGGUGCUAUGGUGGUCGGAGCGGAGAAGUUCCAGGCAGGCCUCAUCCUCGAGCCUCGUGUGCAUCCAAACACAAAGGAAGACGAGAAGACUCUUUUGGAAAACAUCUGGCCUUUGGUUGAGAAGGCAAAUGUGGCGACGGUUGCUCACGGACGUAUCAGCCGUGAUCUGUUAACCUUGUCGAAACCCGACAAGCCAUUCCCACGUGCUGGCAAGGGAACAAUUCAGCGGGCUUUCACAGUCAAACUGUACAAGGAUGAGAUCGAUAAGCUUUACGAGAAUGCCAAGGUCGAUGAGAAUUCAGAGGAGGUGGUCGAACUCGACUUGAAAUCUGAGGAGUGUUUGGCCAAGUCUAUUGUCGAGACACUCCGCAAGUAUGUCGCGGCAGAAAUGCUGGACGUGGAUAUCGACUUCUUCGCAGCCGGUGUCGAUUCUAUGGGUGUGAUGAAGGCCGCAAAGCUUCUUCGGGCCGGGUUGAAGAGUGCAGGCCACCCCGUCGAGGAGAAGGCUGUCGCAUCUAGAGUCAUUUACCAAAACUCUACACCACAACGGCUGGCAGCGCACAUCCUGAGUCAUGUUCUUAAUGGGCAGGGCCAGGAUCUGAGCGAGGACGAGCAACAACAGCAAGCCAUGGAUGCCAUCUGGAAGAAAUACACCAACAACCUCACCGAGGCGCAGGCGAACAGGCCCGACCCAAGGAACGACAACCAGACAGUGAUCCUCACUGGUUCCACCGGCAUGCUAGGAUCCUACCUUCUCAGUUUAAUGAUUCAUAACCCCCGCGUUGCGAAGAUCAUCUGUCUCAACCGCGCAGCAGAUGGCGGUCGCGCCCAGCAGACUAAGGCCUUCGCCGACCGCGGCCUGGACACGAGCAGGCUGGAAACCAAGGCCGAGUUCUACCAUGCUGACCUCGCCAAACCCCAUUUUGGCCUGCCCGAAACUGUCUACGCCCGCCUCCAAGCGGAAGCAGACCGAGUCAUCCACAACGCCUGGCCCGUGAACUUCAACAUCCCCAUCGAGUCAUUCGAGCCCUCUCUCGCAGGUGUCCGGCACGUGGCCGACCUCGCUGCCUCUGCAGCCCGCCGUGUCGCCGUGACCUUCAUCUCAUCCAUCGCCGUCGCGGACAGGUGGAACCCAGCGAGCCAUGGGGCGCCCAAGGUCCCUGAGCACCGGUUGGAGGACCUGGCACUCCCCAACGGCGGUUACGGCCGCAGCAAGGCGGUCGGCAGCUUGAUCCUCGAGGACGCCGCUGCGGCGACGGCGGGCGACUUCCCCUACGCUAUCGUCCGCGUGGGCCAGGUUGCUGGGCCCGAGGCAGAGGCGGGCAAGUGGAACCCCCAGGAGUGGCUGCCCAGCAUCAUCGCUAGCAGCUUGUACCUGGGUGCGCUCCCGGCGCACCUCGGGUCUAUGGACAGGGUUGACUGGACGCCCGCGGAGCGGAUCGCGGGCUUGGUCCUCGAGGCGGGUGGUGUCUCCCGGGUGGUGGAGCGGGCCGAUGAUAUCUCGGGCUAUUACCACGGCGUGAACCCGCACGAGUCCCAGUGGCCGGACCUGGCCCUCGCGGUGCAGGAGUUCUACGGCAAAGGGAAGAUCCCUGAGAUGGUCGACUUCGGGGAGUGGGUGGAGAGGCUGGAGAACACGCAGGCGGAUGGGCCCGAGACUGUGGCCCGUAACCCAGGUGUCAAGCUUAUUGACUCUUAUCGCGAUAUGGCUCAGGCUGCUGGGGCUGUGGUGUAUGCUAUGGAUAAGACCGUUGAGAGGUGCCAGGGCGUGAUGGAGACCAAGGCUGUUACACCCGCUAUGAUGAAGCACUGGUGCAAGCACUGGGGUUUCUAA